Rosa chinensis is the source of this 996-nucleotide messenger RNA. RefSeq lists its product as uncharacterized. The coding region runs from base 1 to 996 and encodes 331 amino acids. Lineage: Eukaryota; Viridiplantae; Streptophyta; Magnoliopsida; Rosales; Rosaceae. The record is from RefSeq and is a predicted model, not a curated record. The transcript is spliced from 2 exons.
AUGACCCGCACUCUCCUCUUCACUUCUGGAGUUCCUCAAAAUAUAUGGGUGGAAGCUCCUUUCACUUAUGUUCAUAUUAUCAACCUCUUUCCCACUCCUAUUCUUGAUUGGGAUACACCUCAGUAUCGUCUUUAUGGUACUCCUCCCUCAUAUUCAUCUCUUCGAGUCUUCGGUUGUUCCUGUUAUCCUCAUCUUGGUCCAUAUGUCUCCAACAAACUUUCCAUUCGUAGUGUUGAACGUGUUUUUCUUGGCUAUAGUUCCCAUCAUAAGGGCUAUCGCUGUCUAAAUCCCACCACUAGUCGAGGGCUUCACACAAUUUAUUUUCUCCUCUAUGUUGAUGAUAUUGUGUUAACAAGUAGCAAUAACCAGCUUCUCCAAACUUUUAUUGAUACUCUUGGACGUGGCUUUGAUAUCAAGGAUUUAGGUCCUCUCCACUAUUUCCUUGGCUUACAGGUCACUACACACUCUCAAGGGCUGUAUAUCAAUCAAAUAAAGUAUGCUCAUGAUCUCCUCUCCAAGCAUGAUCUCCUAUUCAGCAAGCUUGUGAAUACUCCUAUGUCCGCCAAGUUUGACCUCAAUGCCACUGAUGGUGUCGCCCUUGAGAAUCCUACAUCAUUUCUUGAAAUUGUUGGGUCCUUGCAAUAUCUCACCAUUACACGCCCUGACAUUACCUUUGCAGUAAACACGGUUUCACAGUUUAUGAGACACCCAGGUGUAUCUCAUCUUGUUGCAGUCAAACUCAUCCUCAGUUACGUCAAACACACUCUUGAUCAUGGUUUACUGUUCACACCACAGCGUCAACCGGUAACUCUGUCUACUUACUCUAAUGCUGAUUGGGCAGGCUGCCCCAUUACUCGUCGCUCUACAUCUGGAUAUCUUGUCUACCUUGGUUCUAAUCUCAUCUCUUGGUAUUAUAAAAAGCAGCCUACCAUUGCUCGCUCUAGUGUCGAAUCCGAGUAUCACUUUCUUGCUCACGCUAGUGCCGAAACAACUUAG